AUGAUUCCCACACGCCCGUUCCGCCGUCGCACCACCUUCCUCGCCGCCCUCCUCGGCCUCUUCCUUCUCUACCACUUCCUCACGAUCCGACAAGAACUAGAACCGCCUCAUGAGCGACGACGAGUCGAUUGUCCGCCCUUACCGGGCAUGGACGACGUGCUGGUGGUGCUGAAAACCGGGGUGACCGAAGCGACGGACAAAAUCCCGAUCCACUUCCAGACCACGCUGCGCUGCGUCCCGCACUAUGUGGUCUUUUCCGACUUCGAGGAGGAAAUCGGUGGAAUCCGGAUCUACGAUGCGCUGCAGAACAUGGACCCGGAGGUGAAGCGCACGGUGCCCGACUUCGACAUCUACAACCGCCUCCAGAGCCAGGGCCGAGCGGGUCUUGCGUCCGACGACUUCGCCGACGAGGCCAACUCGGCCAUCGGUAAGCCCAACAACCCCGGGUGGAAACUGGACAAGUGGAAGUUCCUGCCGAUGGUGCAGGAGUCCCUGAAAUACAAGCCCGACGCGAAGUGGUACGUGUUCAUGGAAGCGGACACGUAUUUCUCCUGGGGCACCCUCAUGGCGUGGCUGUCGCAUUUCGACGCCUCCAAGCCGUAUUACAUCGGCACCGAGACGCAGAUCGCGGACGUCAUCUUCGCCCACGGCGGCUCGGGCUUCGUCGUCUCCCGACCGGCCAUGGAGCUCGUCAACGACGACUACAACACGCGAUCCGUCCUGCUGAACGAGUACACCGACGGCCACUGGGCCGGCGACUGCGUGCUGGGCAAGGUGCUCGCCGACAACGGCGUCUCGCUGCACUACUCAUGGCCCAUCCUGCAGAACUCCAACGUCGGCGAACUCGACGAGUUCACCACCGGCUUCUACCGCGAACCGUGGUGUUUCCCGGCCGCCGCCUUCCACCACGUCGGGGCGUCGGACAUCCAAGAUCUGGCGCAGUUCGAAAUGCACCGCUGGCGACUCUCCCAAAAAACCACCCUCCUCCACAAAGACGUCUUCCAAGAACUCAUCUACCCCGAACUCUCCAACGUCCGCGACAACUGGGACAACCUGUCCGAAGACGAGCAGCUCGUCGUCUCCUCCUUCCACGAGUGCAAGUCCAUCUGCACCAACGACCCCGACUGCGUGCAGUUCGUCUACCGCGCCGACAAGUGCUUCACGGGGAAGACGCCCCGGCUGGGGGUGCGCAACCCCGACGCCCGCGCCGGGUGGAUCGUGCGCCGCGUCGAGUCCAUGGUCGAUAAGGCGCCGUCGUGCUCCAAGCCUAAUUGGGGGGUAUGA
Messenger RNA from Aspergillus steynii IBT 23096, 1284 nucleotides. Its product is annotated as glycosyltransferase family 31 protein. The transcript has 2 exons. Gene Ontology annotation, cellular component: membrane. The record is from RefSeq and is a predicted model, not a curated record. Bases 1 to 1284 code for a protein of 427 amino acids. NCBI's taxonomy places the organism in Eukaryota, Fungi, Ascomycota, Eurotiomycetes, Eurotiales, Aspergillaceae. Gene Ontology annotation, molecular function: glycosyltransferase activity.